Molecule: messenger RNA, 2961 nt
Organism: Chelonoidis abingdonii (Abingdon island giant tortoise)
Lineage: Eukaryota; Metazoa; Chordata; Testudines; Testudinidae
Source: RefSeq, a predicted model, not a curated record
UCUGAGGGCCAGGUAAGGUGUUUGUUAGUAUUCCCAAAGCAGGUGGAGUUUGAACUCUUAAGUCUAAGGGUUAUAUCAUCAGCUGGUAUAAAUUGUCAUAGCUGCUGGAACUAUGAGGAUCUGCCCCCAGGCCUUUAAUAUGUUCUCUGUUCAAAACAUUUCCAAAUGGACUCUUUGAAAUAAAAGUUUUAAAAGUGAUAGUUCACAAGACUAGAUCGUUGAAGACCAUAAACAAAUCUGAUCAAUGGUUUUUCAAAGCCUACUCAUUCAUCAAAUUAUUUUUGUAAAAUCUUUGGUUCAGCUGGAGAAUUUUUGUCAUUGGAGGUGAUUCAUUUUUGUCUAUUAUAUGAACAAUGUCAUGGAGAGGUAAUAGCAAUGAGGGUUGCACUAUGAAGUUUGAGAGGAAGAAGAGUCUUAUGAUUAAUGAACUGGACUGAGUCUCAGGUGAUCUUGAUUCAGUUCCUGCCUCUGCUACAGACUUUGGGCAAGACAUUUAUCUGGCAGUGCCUCAGAUCUCCAUCUGUAAUAUGGCAAUAGCAAGAUUUCCCUUGUCUUAUCUGUUUAGUCCCUGAUCUUGCAAACACUUACUUAUAUACUUCACUUGAAGCAUCUGAGUCAAACAUGUGGUUAGUAUUUAUUGGAUUGGGGCCUUAUACUACAAGCUUGUCAGGGCAGGAACUCUCUCAUACUCUGUUUGUACAGUGCCCAGCACAGUGGAGCCCAACCUUGUUUGGAGGCUCCAGGCACUACUGAAAUACAAAUAAAUAAUUAUAAUAAGGCUGAUUCAGAACACAGUUUUCCUCCUCCUCCCUCUUUGGAAGUGAAAUAUAAAAACUCCUAUGCCUUUGCAUUUUUAAAGUUGUCUCAUUGGCAACUGUUGUAUGUUCUUGGAAAAAACAAACUUAGUACUUUAUGGCCCUGAUUCAGCAAAGAAAGUAAACAACUGCUUAACUUUAAUCCACUAAACACAGUGGGAAAAUUCAUGUGCUUAAGUGCAGUGCUGAAUCAUGGCCUUUGAGAUUAAAAAACUUAAAUUGGUUUAUUUGGAAAAUAUUUGCAAACUAAGUCCCGCCAGUUCUGCAAACACUAAGGCACAUGCUAAACUUUACUACCGUGAAGCAGGCCCACUGAAGUUAGGGAUCAGGGCUUAAUGUUUUUGUCUCUCCCUCUGUUGGCCCAACCAAAUCACUUACCCUUACAAAACUUGACGCGCUGGCAGUGGAUUGUGACAUUGUCUCUUCACUGCUCCAGUUUUCGUGUUCAGGGAUAGUAAAAAUAUAUCCAGUUCUCCAUCAGUGAAUCCAAUGGAGAAAAGAAAAUCAUCUGAAAGUAUUAAAGUGGGAUAGAGGAUUUCAGUGGGACCUAGCCAUUGUGUUAUACUAAGUUACUUAGUGGCUUUAUUGCCAGCCUAUUCAGUUGAAAUGUUAUAGUAUCUUGCAACAUUUACUAUUGCACUGGGGAAGGAAGAGGGAAUCAAUAAACCUUUGGGGGAAAAGUCUGGUAAACUUGCCUUAAGAGGGAAAAUAAUCUAUUAAACCCUUGGGGUGGGGGAUCUGGUAAACUUGCUUUAAGAAGCCCUUUCACAAUUGGAGGGAUGGACUCAAAAUAUCAUAUUCACUUCACCUCUCAUUUAUCUUAUUGCCUCAAUGUCUGCGUGUCUCUUUUCCAGGACAAAGCUUAUUUUGGUUUAGGACAAACAAUGGAGGAUAGAAACAGCCUGUUAAUUGUCUGGAGUGGCUUCAGUUAACUCCCUCAUACUGUACCCAUCUCAGGACUAACAUGUACCAUACAUUUUAUUCCAUACAACAGAAUGAAGAAGCACUGAAAAGUGUUAUCACAGACAUUGGAGAGUAUUAUUUGGUGAAGAAUUUAUCCCUUCAUGAAUUGGUUACGCAUGAAUUUAUCAACACAUUUGUGAAGAAAGGUUCAUGCUAUGCUCUAACAUACAACACAAAAAUUGAUCAAGAUAAUGCUGCUGCUCUACUACCAAGUGGAAAACUAAUUAUAUCAGUAGACAAGGACACGUAUGAGGAGCUUGGACUACAAGGUCGCCCAUCUCAAUAUUCUGGUAAAAAAGUCAUGAGAUAUAUUGUUACCAUUGACUUGACUGACUCAGCCUUUGAUCCUGAUAGUAAGAAACAUAAAAGAGUGCUUUGGGCCUUGAAAGAGAAGAAACCUUUAGAAUUUGACUUCCUGCUGUCCUGGCAUAACACAGGUGCAGAAGGAUCAACACUGAUGUCAUACUUUUCCAAAAACCAAAUACAAGCCCAUCAGCCAAAAACAACAUUCAGCACAUUAAGAAAUUUGCAGUGUCCAGUGUUCCACAGUAAUGAACUGCAAGGAAAGCUGGAAGAGUCAUGCAGUGCACAGGAACUGUUUGAAUGGCUAGGUGCCGUUUGCAACAAAGUUGGUUUAGACAACAAGUCAUUUAGCUUCUUAUCAACCUAUUGCUGUCCUCAGCCCAGCACAGUAGUGGAGCAAGCCUAUUUGUGCACAAUCACUGGCUUUAUACUCCCAGAGAAGAUAAUUCAGUUAUUGGAACAGCUAUGUUGCUAUUUUGAUGAACCGAAAUUGGCUCAGUGGGUGACCUUAACCGUGCAUGGCUUUGCAGACAGCCCUGUUUCCUGGAGAGAAAGUGAACAUGGUUUCCAAAAGGGAGGAGAGAACUUGUACAAUUUUGUUGUUUUUAGGAACCUGGACUAUUGGCUUCAAAUGGCUGUUGGAGCAAAUGAUGAUUGCCCACCUUAAAAGUUCUGCCUGUAGGAAAGUUUCUUAAAAAGAAUUAUCUGAGAUGUGCUUACAAAAAUAUCAGACAAUUAAUUAGCCAUUGAAAGGAUCUAUGUAUAUAGAUCAUGUUAGCAUCUUAUUGCUUCCACAUGACAACUGGAAAAGUCUUGUUUUACUGGAAUGUGUAUUUUUGUCAUAUCUAUUUUUAAUAAAAAGUGAAACAUCUGUUCCUUA